AUGUACGAUCUACUGAGUUUUGCUCUGUUGGGCUACCACGUGGUAACUCUUGUAUCUGGUUACGCUGUAAACCAAUUUACUAACAAUGAAAACAGACCCGGGGCUCAUCUCAUCGUCAUCGCUGCCCCACGACAAUACGAUACUUACUACCAAAGAAAUUACUUUAACAUUCUACAAUUUGAUAUUGAUUAUGCUAUGAAAGUUAUGGGGAAAGAUAACAUUGUUGUCCUUGGAGACCAAUAUGCAAUACAAAUAUUAAAACGUUAUCUUCCCGACGAUAUUUUGUUGGAGAGCGAAAUGGAGGACAUUUGGAUGAGAGAUCCCACGACUGUAAAUCCUUAUAAUCCCGUACAAUUCCGCCUCACGCCUGCAUCUUAUGAAGAAAACCAGCGUGCGGCUGAUAGAGUUCAGCGUGCAUUUUCUUCGUUUUUCAAGAACCUGGGAGUCCAGUUUGACGAAACUCCAAAAUAUGACGGUUACUUAAUGGAUGGAGGCAACGUAGUUGAUAAUUAUAAUGAUAAAAUUGUCGUCACCGAUCGUUUUCUGCAAGAUAACCAACUUACAAAGGCUGAAGCAAAGCAAAUGUUAAAAGAACUAUAUCGAGGAGUUGAUAAAGUCGCUAUAGUUCCUACAGACGACCCUGAAGGCCUAGCCCACUCUGAUGGUAUGGUUAUGUUUAUCAACAGCAAUGCUGCCAUGAUUACCAAUUACAACUACAAUAAGACUCUGAAAAAGCUAAUAACGAAGGAACUGCUUGAUGAAUUUCCAGGAAUCGAACUGAUUCAGGAUGCUGACACUUGGACAUCCAAAGCUUAUGACCCGAAGAUCUCGUCAGCUUGUGGACUGAUGGUGAAUGGCGUAUUAACAGAGAACUUCCUUUACGUCCCAACUUUCAACAAUCCGACAGACAUAUCCAUCCUGACGACUAUUCGAGGCAAGACCAACAGAACUGUUGUACCAAUAAACGCUUCACGGGUUUGCGAGAUGGGUGGUAGUGUGAGAUGUUUGUCAUGGCAACAAACAGGUGAAAACGCUAGAAAAAUAAUCGAAGCUGCAAGAAAUGAUGAUUACUUUUGGUUGUACUAA
Messenger RNA from Limulus polyphemus (Atlantic horseshoe crab), 1086 nucleotides. RefSeq lists its product as uncharacterized. Lineage: Eukaryota; Metazoa; Arthropoda; Merostomata; Xiphosura; Limulidae. The transcript has a single exon. Gene Ontology annotation, biological process: putrescine biosynthetic process. The record is from RefSeq and is a predicted model, not a curated record. The coding region runs from base 1 to 1086 and encodes 361 amino acids. Gene Ontology annotation, molecular function: protein-arginine deiminase activity; agmatine deiminase activity.